Molecule: messenger RNA, 3065 nt
Organism: Lagopus leucura (white-tailed ptarmigan)
Lineage: Eukaryota; Metazoa; Chordata; Aves; Galliformes; Phasianidae
Gene: CEP104
Product: centrosomal protein 104
Exons: 22
Coding region: 56-2980 (974 amino acids)
Cellular component (GO): cilium
Source: RefSeq, a predicted model, not a curated record
CGCGCCGUUGCUACGGUGACGAGCGAUGGAGCCGCGCUGAGCUCGCCUCUGCAGGAUGCCGCACAAGAUUGGCUUUGUAGUCGUUAGCUCAUCGGGGCACGAAGAUGGCUUCAGUGCAAAGGAGCUGAUGGUCCACGCACCAACAGUGAAUGGAUGGCGGUCACCGAGACUCUGUCAGUACCCACAAGAAAUCGUUCUGCAGUUGGUGGAGAGAUGUCGAAUACGAAAACUGCAGCUGCUUGCUCACCAGUACAUGAUAUCAAGCAAAAUUGAGUUCUUCAUCAGUGAAAGCUUGCCUGAAUACUUUGCUCCUUAUCAGUCAGAGAGGUUUCACAGACUAGGUUAUGUCCCUCUCUCAGACAAUGAGAAGACAGGUUUCAAAGCUCGAGAGUUAAAAUCUGUGUAUAUGGAUGCAGUUGGCCAGUACCUGAAGCUGAUUUUCCAUAAAAAUUAUGACAAUAAAUACAACUUGUACAGUCAGGUUGCCCUGGUAGCUAUAAAUAUUAUUGGAGAUCCAGCAGACUACGGUAAUGACAGCAAUAAACAGCCUUCCAGAGAGAAGCUGAUUGACCACUACUUAGGAAUUAAAUCAGAUGAUCCUGCCUUAGAUGGAACAUACCUAGGGAAGUCCGACUCCAUCUCCCCUCUGGAUGAUUUGGCUUUUGACAUGUACCAGGAUCCAGAAGUUGCCCAGAUAAUACGCAGACUGGAUGAGAAGAAGCACGACGCCGUCCGUCAGGAGCGCUACGAUUACGCCAAGAAACUCAAACAAGCCAUUGCAGACUUGCAGAAGGUAGGGGAGCGACUGGGACGGUACGAAGUGGAGAAACGCUACGCUGUAGAGAAGGAGGAUUAUGAUCUUGCUAAGAAGAAAAAGCAACAGAUGGAUGCGUACCGCCUGAAAGUGUAUCAGCAGCUGCAGCUCCACAACCUGCUGGAUGCAGAGCUGAUGACUCGAAAGCCACCCGACCUGCCUGUGGAGCCUGCGGUUUAUGAUCAUCUUCAGCACACAAAGGCUGCAAAUUCACCUCCUCAUGAGAACACAGAACUGCAGAGUUCACAGGGAGAGCUGUGGAAAGCAGAGUCUUUGCAGGAAGAGAAGCUGGCAGAACCUCAUUCUCCUGAGCCUGUUUUUCUCCAUCAGGCCACUCCUCCCACUCUGUCUCAUCCCACAACCUCCAGGGAAGUGUUUGCCCAAGAAGAAGUAAGUAACGUGCCUCUGUUGCCAGAGAAAUCCCCACAGCAAGAAAUCUUACGUUCAGCCUUCCAAAACAACAAGGUUGAAUUUUUACCUUAUGAUGAGAGACCUCUCCCAGCCAUCCACAAACACUCCGAGGAAGCAAUUCGAUACCUUGAGCCAGAGAAAACUGAGGGAGACAGCAGUAAUACUCCAAGAAGUGGCAUUGCUGGGGAACCAGAGCCACUGAGUGAGAAGGCACUGAGGGAGGCCAGCCCUGCUAUUGAAGUUUUUGGAGAAGCUCUGGUCUCUGGAGCAUAUUCCAAAAGUUGGUCGUAUCGAGAAGAUGCAUUGCUGGCUGUGUACAAGAAGCUGAUGGAAAUGGCAGCAAGCACUGCCAAGGAGGAUUUAAGGAACAUGCUGAGGGCUGCGAUUUUUCUUGUAAAAAGAGCCAUAAAAGACAUCGUAUCUUCAGUUUUUCAGGCUUCCCUGAAACUUUUAAAAAUGCUCAUUACACAAUAUGUACCAAAACACAAACUGGGAAAGCUGGAAACUUCUCACUGUGUGGAAAAAACACUUCCAGGUUUGCUUUCCAGAACAGGAGACUCUUCAUCCCGCCUUCGCAUCAUGGCUGCUAAAUUCAUUCAGGAAAUGGCUCUGUGGAGCGAAGUGAAACCUCUUCAGAUUGUUCCACUUCAUUUGGUUCAACCCCUAAAACCGAAUUCCCCGACACACCUGGCCAUGAGUCGAGUGGAAUUAGUUGAGUGCCUCCUGAAAGAGAUGGGAACUGAAAACUCAGGCUUCACCGUCAGCAACGCCAUGAAGUUUGCAACGGGAGCUUUGGAGCACAGAGUUUAUGAAGUUCGUGACGUAGCACUGCGAAUUAUCUUCCAUAUGUACAGGAAGCACAAAGCUGCCAUUCUGGAAUAUCUCCCUCCAGAUGAUGCAAGCAUUCGCAAGACUGUUCUCUAUAAAACACUCUUUGAUGGAUUUACUAAAAUAGAUGGUAAACUUUCUGAAGCUGAAAUGAGGGCACAAAAAAAGGCAGCAACAGAAGAAGCAGAGAGACAGAAGAAAGCAGAAAUAAAAGUUCUUCAAGAUCAGCUGGCAGCUCUAAAGGAGAUACAAGCAGAAGUUCAAGCUGGAAAGGAAAAAGAGUCUGAUUUCCAGAAGGCAAAAGAUCAAGGAUACAAAAGCCCACAGCCUGCAGCAGCAGAGAUUCCAGAUGAUCAUUCCUCUGUUGCAAAUUACCUGGAUAACCUGUGCAUUUUUUGUGGUGAAAGGAACGAAUCCUUCACAGAGGAAGGACUGGAUCUGCAUUACUGGAAACGCUGCCCUAUGUUAACCAGAUGUGAGCACUGCAAGCAGGUGGUAGAAAUAGCAAGCCUGACGGAGCAUUUGUUGACUGAGUGUGAUAAGAAGGACAGCUUUGGGAAAUGCCAGCGGUGCAGUGAAGCCUUUCCAAAGGAUGAGUUGCCCAAACACGUUAAGAGCAGGACCUGCAAUGCUGCCAAACCUGAAAAUGUGGCAAACCAUUGCCCACUGUGCCAUGACAACUUUUCCCCUGGAGAGGAGGCCUGGAAGUCACACCUCAUGGGCACGGAUGGCUGUGCAAUGAAUCUACGAAGGUUUUCCACCAUAAAUAAAACUAUUCCAAUGCAGCCUGGCAAAACAGGAGGCCACUAUUUGAAGAAACCAAGUCCUUCAAGAACCAAAGUUCGACCUCCCUCCAUAGGAAGCAAGAUCCCAACGCCGAGAGGAGGCCCGAAUAAAAGCCCAGGCAAAACAUUCUCAAAGCAGUGACAGGACAAGGGCUGUGCUUCGCAUUUUGUAUUUAAUAAUUGGGUGUAUCAUUAUUAAUGGCCAUUUAAAACUCCCGAGCAACUCA